CAUGUUAUUUUAUUUUGUUUCUUAUUAAUAUUGUAAAUAAUUCACCUUAAAAUUUAAGAUUUCAGCCGGUUCUAGACAAAGUAUUGGUAAAAUUGCAUGUACAGCGUAACAAGAGAAAGAAGCAUGAUAACCAAAGUUUGAUCGAUAAUGAAGCAUACUGUUUGGUGUUGCUGAUCGAAAAUGGCAAGCUAUAAUGAAAAUGCAGAUCCAUCAUCUAUGUUUGUUGACAAAGAUAGGAGUGGCAGAUCAACCAGAAAACUAUCACCUUCAAGGUCAGCUGAAAUUGAUGCAGAGGUUAUAACUGUUAAGGACUUUUUUGAUUUUAUGAAAACUGCAUAUCAAGUUUACGAACAUUUAGAAGGGGAGGAUGAUGGAAAUAAAAUUGACUGGGAAGAACUAACGAAGUUGACGGUGUUAAAUCAUGUUAUUGAACAAGGCGAGAGGGAUUUAUUGGCUCAGACCGCAUUUACGGAACAUAAGCCGAACGUUAGCAAGAGUGAUACAGUUAUUGAGAGAAAGAAUAGCGCGGAGAGAGUUGAAAAGCGCUACAGUUGUAGUGAGAUUGAAGGAACAAACGGGCAGAAACUCCAUCCCGAAUCCAGGGUGGAAAUGCUGGGCGUUUGGACAGAAGCCAACCUGAACUGUAAAUUGAAUGAUGUGAUAAAUGAAGGAAUACUGGAUUCUAUUCUGCCCUACCUGGUGGGCUACAAGCGGCCAUCAAAGACUACGAGUAUCUAUUUUCCUAUCAUAAAGAAGUCGCAAUCGAGCAUCUCAAAUGAGGUCAAGAAACCGGCAAGCUUUGGAGGUUUUGUGAAUGAGAAGGAUUCGCGCGAUCGUUUGGGUAGAAGAAGAUCUUCCGUUGUUGCGGCUCAUGAACGUGCAAAUCAGAAACAAGAUGGAGAUGUUGAAAUUCACGUUUGCGAUGAGAUGAAAGGCUUGAAAAGGGACUUCAGAUGUCCGCAGAAGUUGUUAGUGUCGAAAAUGGGCUAUUUUGCUGACGUCACGGCGGGACAACGGCUUGAGGAUAUGGAUAUCUCUGUUCAUUGUGAUAUUCAGAUAUUCGAUUGGCUGAUGCGCUGGGUAAAGCGAGACUCAAUAUUGGUUGCUGAUUGGCCACUUCUGGACCCUCACAACGUCGUGCCUAUUCUAGUCUCAGCCUCGUUUCUUCAGAUGGAGCCACUACUGCACGACUGUUUGAUCUAUUGCCACGCACACAUGAACGAUAUCGUGAAGACGACCACCAAUCUUGCUUGCCUCAGCGACGCGUUGCUGACGAGAUUAGCAGCGAUGUACACGAACGUGGAGCUCGAGUGCAUCCGAGACAGAAAGGACAAGAUCCACUCCCGUUUAUAUUGCAAGAUGAUCAUGUCCCUGGCCGAACCGAUGCCUGAGACCUUACGAGGCCACUACGCAACGUUGGCAACACUAUUCAAGUGCAUCAAAUGUAAUAAACUGUUGGGAAGACAGAUAGCGGAGCAAGUCCCAUGCCAGCCGGCGAGCAUGCGCAUCGAUCGACGAGGGAAUGUGAUUUCUACACACACCAAAGAUGCAAACUGGAGUCUGAACGAGUACAUAAAGUGGUUGUUCGACGAGCUGAGGUCGUGGCGGAGGGUGUACUGGCGACUUUGGGCCGACUGUCAUUUUCUGAGAUGCCAACUCUGCGAUAACUUUUUCCCUGCAUAUCAGAUGGAGUGGUGUUCGCAUCAUGAGCAAUGUGCGCACAUGUUCGGCGUCGAGGGCAGAGCACCUCUACCAGCUGGGCGGUAUCCGUGUUGCGGCGAGCGCGCAUAUCUCUUUGAAACUGUCUCCAGGAAUACGGGUUGCCAGUUCCGCGAGCACGUACCAGACGAGAGUCUCGGGAGCGACGCGGCUGUGAUGGAGAUCUACAAUAACUUUCGUGAAAUCAUCGCCAUGAGGCCCCCGCAGCUCAUGUUCCCCGAACGGCUCACCAGACUUGUUCCUAGAGAAGCGGGCGAUGAGAUUGAUGGUCGCCUCCAGUGCAAGGAGGUAUUCUGGUGGGAGGGGAUCCAGCUGGUGCCACCACGUCCAACCCUAGGUCUACUGGGGAAACUCUACAGCAGCAGCAACAAAUUCAACCCUCACGCCCGGCCCGGCUCGCCCUCUCUGAGCACGGCUCACACGUCAGCUCAAUCACUCACCGGUAACAACACUAGCGCCCCUUGCGCUUCGCCGAUCCCCAAAGCUGUCAAUGUCAAACCAAUCCGGGAGGAAAGUCCCAAACAGAAGCCAGGCGCACCUGGCAAGAGUGACGGCGGUGUAGAGGCGGCAGAUGAUACUUCAGAUACCGAUGAAAGUGAACAGAGCUCAGACAGCGUCAGAACUGACGAGGACACACCACCGAGGAAACCCAGGCAACGGCUGCGGUCCCUGCCGCCGCCCGCAAUGAGAAAUAAAUCUCGACGUUGGGGCACGUCAGGCGGCGGAAGACUGUGGGCAGCAACAGUGUCAGCUCGCAGUAACCAGGACGGUCAGAGACGUUACGAGGAGCGCGCGGCUUCCCACAUGUGUGCAACAUUAGCAAAAAAGUUGAAUCAAACUGCCAAAUCGAAGCCACAACCAGCUGGUGGAGUUUACGCGAAAUUGGAAGCGGAAUGGCGAGAGCGUUAUGGACAGAAACAGAGGAAUACUCCCUCUGCGAAGAUGCGACUGCAGCCAACAAAAUUUAAAUAAAGUCCUAAUAUUCAAUUAAUUAAA
Messenger RNA from Leptidea sinapis, 2715 nucleotides. Its product is annotated as SANT and BTB domain regulator of class switch recombination. Lineage: Eukaryota; Metazoa; Arthropoda; Insecta; Lepidoptera; Pieridae. Bases 181 to 2691 code for a protein of 836 amino acids. The record is from RefSeq and is a predicted model, not a curated record. The transcript has 17 exons.